Molecule: messenger RNA, 1266 nt
Organism: Sporothrix brasiliensis 5110
Lineage: Eukaryota; Fungi; Ascomycota; Sordariomycetes; Ophiostomatales; Ophiostomataceae
Product: aspartate aminotransferase
Exons: 2
Coding region: 1-1266 (421 amino acids)
Biological process (GO): L-aspartate biosynthetic process
Cellular component (GO): cytosol
Molecular function (GO): L-aspartate:2-oxoglutarate transaminase activity; pyridoxal phosphate binding
Source: RefSeq, a predicted model, not a curated record
AUGGGUUCCGUUCCGAUUGCUACGUCACACUUUGCGGCGCUGCCGUCGGCUCCGCGUGACGAGAUCUUUGCGCUGCUCGGCCAGUUCCGGCAAGACACCCACCCGGAUCGCGUCAAUCUCGGCGCCGGCGUGUACUGCUCGGAUGCCGGCGAGCCGUGGCCGCUCGACGUCGUCCGGACCGUCGAGCAGUCCUUUGCGGCCAAGGCCGACCCGCAUCGCCACGACUACAUCCCCAUCGAGGGCGACCAGCAGUUCCUGGCGCUGGCCCGCGACUUUGUCUUUGGCGACGCCUGUGACGCCGACCGCCUCACCUCCGUCCAGACCGUCUCCGGCUCCGGCGCCAACCACGUCGGCGCCCGAUUCCUGGCCGAGACGCUGCGCCCGCGCCGCGUCUGGCUGUCGGCGCCGACCUGGGCGAACCACGAGCUGAUCUGGAAGACGGUGGGCGUGCCGGUGCACUACUACCCGUACUACAACGCCGCCACGCGCGCCCUCGACUUUGCCGCCAUGGUCGACAAGCUCGAGGCGGAGGCCGCGCCCAGCGACGUCCUUCUCCUGCACGCCUGCGCGCACAACCCGACCGGCCUCGACCCCACCCAGGCGCAGUGGCGCGUCCUGGCCGAGCUGUGCCAGCGCAAGGGCCUGUUCCCCUUCUUCGACAACGCCUACCAGGGCUUCGCCUCGGGCGACCCGGACCGCGACGCCUGGGCCGUCCGCCACUUUGCCCAGCUGCAGCCGCCCGUCGAGAUGUGCGUGGCGCAGUCCUUUGCCAAGAACCUGGGGCUCUACGGCCACCGCGCCGGCGCGUUCCACCUCGUGGUCGCCGGCGACGCCUGCACGCCCGCAGCGCGGGACGCCGUGACGGCCAACCUGGCCCAGAUCAUCCGGUCCGAGUACUCCGUGUCGCCGCGCUACGGCGCCGACAUUGCCAAGGCCGUGCUGGGCAGCAAGGCGCUGACGGCGCAGUGGCACACCGAGCUGCAGACGAUGAGCGGGCGCAUCCUGGCCAUGCGCCGCGCGCUGUUUGACGAGCUGGUGCGCCUGGGCACGCCGGGCACGUGGGUGCACAUCAUCGACCAGAUCGGCAUGUUCUCGUACACGGGCCUCUCCGUGCCCGAGGUCAACUACCUGCGGGAAACAUACCACAUCUACAUCCACUCGUCAGGACGCAUCUCCAUUGCCGGCCUCAACACAAAGAAUGUCAAGUACGUUGCGGCCGCGAUACACGCAGUGCGCUCCGACCCAUCCUUGGUGGACUCUACGUGA